This is a messenger RNA of Dermatophagoides pteronyssinus (European house dust mite), 1143 nucleotides long. RefSeq lists its product as uncharacterized. The record is from RefSeq and is a predicted model, not a curated record. NCBI's taxonomy places the organism in Eukaryota, Metazoa, Arthropoda, Arachnida, Sarcoptiformes, Pyroglyphidae. Gene Ontology annotation, molecular function: protein binding.
AAUGAAACAAAUAAUAAUGGUAAUGAUAAUCAUAAAACACAAAAAAUGGAAAUCAAUUCAGCUAAUUUAAAAAAAUGGAUUGAAGAAAAUAAUAUUGAAAUGUUAGAAGGUGUUGUAUUAGAAGGACAUGGUGAACGUUUACAAAAAAAAGCAACAUCAUUAUUAAUACGACAACAUUCAAAUGAUGAUAUUAGUAAUAAUAAUAAUGAUUUAUUUAUGACACAAAAUUAUAUUGAAAAAACUGUACCAAUUAUAAUGAAUAAAAUACAAAAUCUACAUCAAGCCGUUUCAAUGGGUGAUUUAACAAUAUUGAAAAAAAAUGAUUUUAAUAUGAAAAAUGAUUAUAUUUUAUCAAAAGAUCAUUUUGGUAUGACACCAUUACAUAAAGCAACAAUAAUGGGUCAUGUUGAAAUUGUACAAUAUAUUUUGGAAAAAUUUCCCGAAACAAUUAAUGCAAAAGAUCGUGAAGGUCGUACGGCAUUACAUUAUUCAACAGCAACAACUAAUCGUAAUGGUAAUAAAAUUUAUAAAAUGUUAAUUAAAGCUGGUGCUGAUUCUCGUGUUCGUGAUUCGCAAGGAAAAACACCCGAUUAUUAUCGUGUACAUUUUUUGGCCAUACCGAAUGAAAUUCUACGACCAAAUGGUGGUAAAAAUAAUUCAGUUAAUGCUGGUAGUGGUGCUGGUGGUGGUUCAUCAUCAAAUCUUUAUCAUUCAAAAUUUCAUGGUGAAACUAAUGCAAAUCGUUCACAUCAACAACAACAACAACAGCGACGACAUAUACAGCCUGCAAUACGUGAAAAGAUCAAUAUGGCAUUACAUUCGGGUAAUGUUAAUCAAUUGGAAGAAUUAUUAUUAGAUGGUUAUGGUACAGAAUUGAUUGGUCGUACUUCGUUUGGUGAAGAUGCAAGAAAAUUUCUGAAAACCAUUCCACAAUCAAUGGAAAAAAUUCAUGUAUUACAUAAUUCAAUUAUUAAUGGUGAUAUUGAUCAAACGAUUGAAAUUUUAACAAAAAAUCCUGAAUUUAUACGUACAAAAGAUUCAAAUUCAUUUACACCAUUUCAUUUGGCUAUUAUUAAUGGUCAUAUGAAUUUAAUCGAUUAUUUAUUGGAAAAUUUUCCAUCAAUAAUUCAUUCAAAAGAUAAC